This is a messenger RNA of Aedes albopictus (Asian tiger mosquito), 2352 nucleotides long. RefSeq names its product serine/threonine-protein phosphatase 4 catalytic subunit (gene Pp4-19C). NCBI's taxonomy places the organism in Eukaryota, Metazoa, Arthropoda, Insecta, Diptera, Culicidae. The transcript is spliced from 4 exons. The coding region runs from base 481 to 1404 and encodes 307 amino acids. The record is from RefSeq and is a predicted model, not a curated record. Gene Ontology annotation, cellular component: nucleus; cytoplasm. Gene Ontology annotation, biological process: double-strand break repair via homologous recombination. Gene Ontology annotation, molecular function: protein serine/threonine phosphatase activity.
AGUGUACCCAGUCUCGCGACGGCGGCUGCUGACUGCUUCUUCAUCGUCGUCUUUUUGUCGAUCGUCGAAUAAUUCGCGGCAGCAGACUUCCAGUGCUUGGGUAGAGAAUUUUGUGCGAAAAUAAUCGCAAAAAUUGAUUGUUGAACGCCGAUUGAUAGCAUUGUUUGAUUGCUAAUUGAACGAUAUCUUCCCAAGUGCUAACGGUGAAUCGGAUUGUGAAACGUUUAGUUGCGAAAAUUAUUCCACUUUCAAGUUUUGGUCCAUUGAACGAGGGAAAGGAAAAAAAUCUCCUUCGGACACCAACACACACACAACUCUAGCUGGACAGACACCACCGAUAUCUCCACCGUAGUACGCUCAGCAUAAGAAGAGUAAUCAACUACUGAGACAGUCUUGAAUUGUGGGUCGCUUCGGACGCGAAAAAGAAGCAGAACAGCCGUUGCUAUCUGGUAAACAAAUCGGAGGAUUCGUAGUAGGAGAAUGCCAGAUUACAGCGAUUUGGACCGUCAAAUAGAACAACUGAAGCGCUGCGAGAUCAUCAAGGAGAAUGAAGUAAAGGCGCUCUGUGCCAAGGCGCGGGAGAUUCUGGUCGAGGAAGGAAACGUCCAGCGGGUUGAUUCGCCGGUCACGGUUUGUGGUGACAUCCAUGGUCAGUUCUACGAUCUCAAGGAGCUGUUCAAAGUGGGCGGCGAUGUUCCGGAAACGAACUACCUGUUUAUGGGAGAUUUCGUAGACCGAGGAUACUACAGUGUGGAAACGUUUCUGCUGCUGCUGGCACUGAAAGUCCGUUACCCGGACCGCAUAACGUUGAUCCGUGGCAACCACGAGUCACGGCAGAUCACCCAAGUGUACGGAUUCUACGAUGAAUGCCUCCGGAAGUACGGUUCGGUGACGGUGUGGCGCUACUGUACGGAAAUCUUCGACUACUUGUCGCUGUCGGCGAUAAUCGAUGGAAAGAUCUUCUGCGUGCACGGCGGUCUGUCGCCAUCGAUUCAGUAUUUAGAUCAGAUCCGUUCGAUCGACCGGAAACAGGAAGUGCCGCACGACGGUCCCAUGUGCGAUCUGCUGUGGAGUGACCCGGAGGAUACGCAUGGCUGGGGUGUUUCGCCCCGUGGAGCUGGCUAUCUGUUUGGAUCGGACGUUGUCUCUCAGUUCAAUGCCGCGAACGACAUCGACAUGAUCUGCCGUGCCCAUCAGUUAGUCAUGGAAGGCUAUAAAUGGCACUUUAACGAAACCGUGCUUACCGUUUGGUCUGCCCCUAAUUACUGCUAUAGAUGCGGAAACGUUGCAGCAAUCUUGGAACUGAAUGAAAAUCUGCAGCGUGAUUUCACCAUCUUCGAAGCGGCCCCGCAGGAAAGUCGUGGAAUACCGUCGAAGAAGCCACAGGCCGACUAUUUCUUAUAAAAGCGGACAAAAGCCUGCCGAUGUACGAACAGCCGCGGUCGACGAUGAUGAUGACGUACUUUGGACUAAGGUUCACUUCUCGGCCGCUACAUACUUAAUGAGACAUGUGAACUUCUUAAGGCUCCGUCAUCCCUUCCACUUGGCGCACUCUUUAUCGCCCAUCGAAAGUUUUUUUUUCUGUUGUUUCUGUCUCCUGUUCCUGCUCUACAGCUUCUCCCUCUUUCCACCAGGUAUGUAUUGUGUAGAAUUUACUUAGUUUUAUGCUGCAUUGUUCGGUUCGAUCCGCUUUCUAUUAGUUUUAUCAUUGCUAUCGCCUUUUUUAAAUUAUCAAUUGUAGAAUAUAUCGAAGAUAAGUAUACCUGACUGUAAGAGAAAACAACAUGUUCUUGUGUUAUUUAAGAAGAUAUACUCAACUCUUAUCACUGAUCAAGAAAAUAUCCAUUGUGCAAAAGCGAAGCAAAAGUGCGUUUAUUGUUUUGUUAGUUUAAUAUUCUUUUAUGGUUGGACGACGUGCAUUCAGAAGGAUCACAUUUAACUUCACAUGCAGUGUGCCGAUCGAUAAACCAUUAUACAUGAGGAGUAGAAACUAAAACUAAAGUAUCAGGAAAAUACUAAUAACUACCCAUUACUGAUAGUGACAGCUAGUAUUGAAACAAAACAAAAACUAGUAGAACUGAAAAGUAUUGUACUGGAAGCAAAAACAAAAUAUAUCAAGAAACAGUUUAGUGUGAUUUCCCGCGUGUGAACAGUUCCAAAAACAGCCACAACCAUACACACAAUUUGCGUAACUAAAACCAAACAGUUUCCGAUGUGCCUGUUGAACAACAUUUCGAAGAACCAUCGGAUUGUGGAACGACAAAAAAGAAAACAAUAAACCAAACGCAAACCCAGCAGAGUUGCGAUACAAUUCACAAGCAUUGACAAUUACACCACACCACACAUACAUAU